Molecule: messenger RNA, 2751 nt
Organism: Penicillium chermesinum
Lineage: Eukaryota; Fungi; Ascomycota; Eurotiomycetes; Eurotiales; Aspergillaceae
Product: phosphotransferase enzyme
Exons: 10
Coding region: 1-2751 (916 amino acids)
Cellular component (GO): mitochondrion
Source: RefSeq, a predicted model, not a curated record
AUGAAACAAGAUGACAGCCAGAAGCACACCCCUCCCUUCCCGUUCCGCCUCUUCCGAAACCGCAUCUGGAAGAACCCCUCCCCGGCGCCUCCUCUAUCAAUUGAGAAUGGGGUUCCCUCGCCACUGGUCAAAUGGGCCGAAGAAAGUUACGUGGUAGCUGCGAUCAAUACUUCCGCUCUGCAAGACCCUGGCCAAGCAAAACGCUUGAUCGCCGCGGUAGUGCAGAUCCUAAAUGAUAAUGCUACAUGCGAUUUGAAGGACCGGGUGGGAUUAGUUGCUGACUGCCUGUCGCUCAAAAUAGCGUAUAGCACAGCAGGAUGGAACAUGGUAGCGCCGCUCCUCAAGGACGUACCAAGUAUUCGAGCGUCUGUGGUAUACGCCACAGUCGAGCAGUUGGACUCAUUGAGCACCGCCUCAGUCCCCACAGUUCAACAUUUCGCUGGCAAAGCAUCACCGAUUAGUCUUCAUAGAGGAAAAGAUCUGAUGCAAUAUAGCUAUCCGGAAGUAGAAAGCGCGCAGUUCAGUCUUCCGUUUCAAGAUGCCUUCCACUACAAUGCGGAGUCAGUGUCGCAUACGCGCAAUCUCACGUUUCUAAAGAACAUUGUUGGAGGGCCAUACUUCGAUCUGGAACAGAUUUGGGACGAGCACACCUACUACGAGUUUGAAAAUCGGUCCGUGGAGCAUACGAUGAGCACGAUGGUUCAAGAGCCUUAUGUGAACCAUGUACCUACACUUACCGGAGGAAUCGGCCGGGAAGAGCUGACUGCUUUUUACCGCGAUCAUUUCAUUUGGAAAAACCCUCAGAGCACGACCCUCGAGCUGAUUAGUCGCACCAUGGGAAUCGACCGAGUGGUUGACGAGUUCAUCUUCAAAUUUCGGCACGAUAGCGAGGUGGACUGGUUAAUUCCGGGCAUUGCGCCUACUUAUAAGGACUUGGAAAUACCUUUCAUGGCAGUGGUCAACAUACGUGGUGAUCGACUUUACCAUGAGCACAUCACUUGGGACCAAGGGACUGUUCUGAUGCAGCUCGGGAUGAUGCCCACUCAUCUCCCGGUUGGUGAAGCUCAGGGAGUUGAGGCGAAAGCCACUUCGAAAGUCCCUGCUUUUGGAAGAGAGACUGCCCAGAAAUUAAGGGACAAGAAUUCGCUAAAUAUGAGCUCUACAGCAAGCCAGCUUGAGGUGCAGGCGAGGUCUUCAACGAACCGCGAUCUAUAUACCUACACGUCCGGUAGAUUUAUUUUCAACGAAUCUCGUCGCCUACAUGAGCGUUAUGUCGAAUUCGAUUCCUGUGCCCUCUUACGAGAAGCAGAGAAAUUAGUCGGCAAUUACCAUGGACCUGCCACGCGUAUCGCGAAGCUGGCUGAAGGUGGCUUCAACCGCGUCUUUCUAAUAACAAUGGACGAUGGUUUUGAGGUUAUUGCAAAAAUACCAUAUCGCCUUGCAGGCCCGAGACAUUAUGCCACCGCUAGCGAAGCCGCAACUCUACAGUUUCUCCACUCCAAAGGCAUUCCGGUUCCUAAGUUAUAUGGGUAUUCGUCAUCGGAGGAUAAUCCUGUCGGUGUAGAAUACAUCGUGAUGGAGAAAGCAAGAGGAGUUGGUUUGCAAAGCAGGUGGCAUACCAUGAGCAAACGUGAGCUGCAUAAGCUCGCAUCAACCUUUGUUGAGAUCGAGAAGAAAUUUUUCAACAUUUCUUUCGGAUCUAUCGGGAGUAUCUACUUUAAAAAAGAUGUUCCGCGGAACCUCCGAGGCGAUUUAUAUGCAGCUCAUGUUCGAAAUGAACCGGACUCCGACAUAUUCUGUAUAGGCCCAACGGCGGAUUAUAUGUUUUGGUACGGGAAGAGAGCUAAUCUGGAUAUCCAUCGAGGUCCCUGGAGUGAUAAUAAGGAGUAUUUGAUGUGUAUCGCACAAAAAGAAGUUGAGUGGGCUCGACGCUUUGGGAAGCCGAUCGAACUGGAUUUUCCGCAUAACGGUGUCUUCCCUGGAACGAAGUCCCCGGCCGAUUAUAUGUCUCUUCUCGACAAAUAUCUUGCCCUAGCCCCGUUCCUUCUCCCCGAGGACAUUAACCAUCGCCUCAAUCAGCCUACGCUUCGUCAUCCCGAUUUGAAUCCCAACAACAUCUUCAUAUCACCGGACUCUGGCGCCAUAUCCUGUCUCAUAGACUGGCAACAUGCUAUUGUGGAGCCAUGUCUACUGGCGGCCGGUUACCCUCGUGUAUUUGAGAAUCCGGACCUCGAGCAGCCGUCUGAUCUUGCGGAGCCAUCACUUCCGGUGAAUUAUGUGACGCUAUCUUCCCAGGACAAGGCUGAAGCCGAUGAGCAUUACCGACGACGCCUCCUGUUUCAUUAUUACCGCAUUUUCAACGGCCACUACAAUAAGCUUCAUCUCGAAGCUUUACGUGAUCCCAUUUUAGCCCCCCCGCCGACAUCUUGUGGACAGGGCUGGACGACAGUGGAAUGGAAAUUUGAUUACAUUGAAAGGAGCCUUGAUCCGGAUUUCGCAAGCGAAGAAGUGGAUGACUUCUACCGCCAGGAACAAACUUGGCUUGAUCUGAACAAGGUUGUAAACCAGUGGCGUGAUCAACUCUAUGGUAUCUCCGAAGAUGGAUGGGUAAGCAUCGAGAAUUAUAACGAGUGCAUGCAGAAAGUUGGUCAACUGAAGGCUUCCCUACUAGCGAGUGCGGAAGGGGACCAGGAGGAUAUCCGGCUCCUGGAAAAGGGAUGGCCGUUCAGAGAUCGUGAAGAGUUUUAUUGA